Molecule: messenger RNA, 1431 nt
Organism: Coniophora puteana RWD-64-598 SS2
Lineage: Eukaryota; Fungi; Basidiomycota; Agaricomycetes; Boletales; Coniophoraceae
Exons: 7
Coding region: 1-1431 (476 amino acids)
Biological process (GO): CAAX-box protein processing
Cellular component (GO): endoplasmic reticulum membrane
Molecular function (GO): metalloendopeptidase activity
Source: RefSeq, a predicted model, not a curated record
AUGGACUUGCUCCAUACCCAGCUCGCCGUGGUGCAGCGCCAGCUCGCGUUUGUCGCGACGGACCCAAUCGACUGGAAGCUCUACGUCCAGGCGUUCUCAUGGACUGUUACGUUCUUUGAGUCGUACCUCCUGUUGCGGCAGUUUCCGCUGUACUCGAAGACAUCCCCACCGGACGUGCUCGCGGCGCACUUUGACGAAGAGACGUUCGCAAAGAGCCAAGCGUACGGCCGGGACAAGGCGCGAUUCUCCCUCGUCAGCGGACUCUACAAGCAGGCGCUGGACUCCCUGCUGCUACAGUAUGGGUUCUAUGGAUGGGCAUGGGACGUCGCCGGGCGGGGCAUCGGGCAGUUUGGGUAUGGGCCCGAGUACGAGAUAACGCAAAGCAUCGUCUUCGCGGCCGUCCUUGUGCUCUCGAGCUCUAUUCCGACGAUCCCGCUCUCGGUGUAUCAGACGUUCGUCCUCGAGGAGAAGCACGGAUUCAACAAGACAACUCCCGCCCUCUUCGUCGCUGACCUCGUCAAGGGUUGGGCCCUCGGACUCGCCAUCGGCGCCCCGUUCCUCUCCGCCUUCCUCUACGUGUUCAAGUGGGCCGGCGACCGCUUCGUGCCGUGGCUCAUGGCUUUCUUGCUUGUCUUCCAAAUGAGCAUGGUGGUCAUCUACCCGACGCUCAUCCAGCCGCUCUUCAAUAAGCUUUCUCCUCUUGCGCCGGGUGAGCUCCGCACGCGCACCGAGGCGCUGGCGGCGCGUCUCCAGUUCCCGCUCAAUCACCUGUACAAGAUCGACGGUUCGAAGCGCUCGAGCCACAGCAAUGCGUACUUCUUCGGUCUUCCCUGGAGCAAGCACAUUGUUAUCUUUGAUACCCUCAUCAAGGAGAGUAAGCCUGAUGAGGUCGAGGCUGUCCUUGCACACGAGUUGGGCCAUUGGCACCACGCACACCCGACCAAGUUCCUCGUCAUCUCCCAGGCGCACAUCUUCACCGUUCUCGCGCUCUUCCCGGCGUUCCUGCACGCCCCUGCCUUCCUACGCGCUUUCGACUUCUCUCCCGCUGUCGCCGUUCAGGGACCGACUAUCGUCGCUUUCCUCAUGUUCCAGAUGAUCCUCAUGCCGCUCGAAGCCGUCGUCAGCAUCGCGAUGAACGCCGUCUCGCGGCACUUUGAGUGGCAGGCCGACCGCUUCGCAUGCGACCUCUACCCACGCUUCUCGUCCCCUUCUGCGCUCGCCAACGCGUCCGAGACGGAGAAGGCCGAGGUCGAGGGUAUGCGCGAUAUGGGCGACCGUCUCGCGAAGGCGCUUAUUACGCUGCACGUUAAGAACCUGAGCACGGUCUGGGUGGAUUGGAUGUACAGUGCGUAUCAUCACUCGCACCCGACGCUGACGGAGCGGCUGCGAGCGCUUGAGGGAUUCAGGCUUGAGAGGGCGAAGAAGGAGUAG